This is a messenger RNA of Helianthus annuus (common sunflower), 701 nucleotides long. RefSeq lists its product as uncharacterized. The record is from RefSeq and is a predicted model, not a curated record. Lineage: Eukaryota; Viridiplantae; Streptophyta; Magnoliopsida; Asterales; Asteraceae. Bases 178 to 570 code for a protein of 130 amino acids. The transcript is spliced from 2 exons.
UAACCCUACAUAUAUUCUUUCAUUCUAUACUCAACAUCAUACCUUCUUCUUUCCCUAUUUAUUCUACUCAAGCAACCAAAAAGAAGUAAGAGAAAGAGAAAGAAACACUUGAAGUAUAGCAAGUUGUUAAGUUGUUUGGAGUUGUGACAGUUGAAAGUUAAGCUUAGUGAAAGUAAGAUGGAAAUUGUUGAAGAUGAUGUGUUCUUUGCAGACUUGAGUAAGAGGAUCUCCCUUUUGAUUAUGGAUGAUGAUGAAGACCCUACUCUUCACUGCCCUCCUGUUUCUUUCCAGGUUAUCUCUCAAACAAUCCAUCCAAUUCAAAACCAAAUACCAACUUUCCAUAAUCAAAAUGGUAGAAGAGAAAUCAAAGGAACCGGGGUAUUCAUCCCACAAUCGUCGACUAAUCCAAGAAGAAGUAAGCAAUCGCGAUCCAAGUCUUCGAACACGAGGGUUCAAACUCAAAGGCAUGUUGAUCAUACUUCAAGUGGACACUUUCCUCAUGAACCUUACCAUAAUCACAAUACUACUAAUACAUCUUACAAUUCUUUGAAUCACAAAAGAUGUUAUUAAUAUCAAUUAAUUAGCUAGUACAAUAAAUAUCUAUACAAUGGAUGUAUAAGCUCAAUUCAUCUAAUGUAUAAGUGUGUAUUUAAUUUGUUUCAACUAUUAUUUUAAUAAAAGAUGAAUGAGUUUUUUUGUGA